ACCUCCAAACUCAGAGGCUACCCGCGGUACCAAAACCACCCCCUCUUAGUCGAACUCGUCAGAUCCGCGGCAAGAAGCUCGCUCAGCGACUCGCAAAAUCCGCUAAACUCGUGACUCGUGACACCUAGACUCUGAACGCUGCUGAUCAGCUGGUAUCCUAGAACCGGCUCUCUCAGAAGACCUAGGACCUGCCGGCUGAUACCGGGUCCGCGUGGCUGUUGCUCGAUCUCCGAUAACCUGCUCCUCAGGAUGACUACGGCUGUGGUGUACGUCCAACGGUGCAUGGUGGUUCUCGCCAUCUUUCUGUGCUACUUCCAUAUCCGAGGCGAGAAGCUCCCAGACGAGGUUGAUUGCGAAAAGCAUCCGUUCCAUAUAGCGUGCAGAGGCUCGAUGUCGAGAAAACGUACAAUGUUCCCAAACAUAUACAGACUGGGCUGCGAUGGUAGCGAAGGGAACGUGAACUGCAUCAGAGAACUUGAAGAAAGGCAUCGCAUCCCCUACAGUUCGUCGUCGUUGUCGAAACUGUUAAUGUCUCUGCUCGAUAACGAUCUACAAAGGGACUCGACGUACUCCGCCCGGCACAAACCAAGGAACAAUGAGAUAGACGAACGGAGGCUACCUUUAAUGCAGAAUUUUUUGUCGGAAUUGGACUCUUCGGAUGCCAACUAUUAAAUGGACUGAUCUGGAAAUAAAUAUUUGCUCGACUCGUGCAAACAUUUUUCAUUAAUCGAACUUUCAGAAAUGUGUGUGUUUUGCCCUCUUUCUAUACUGUUUACAUCGAAUAAAACUCCUCUCUCUCUCUCUCUCUCUCUCUCUCUCUCUCUCUCUCUCUUCGUCCUUUCCUGGCCCCUCCAUGCUCUUAUGACUGUCUCAUGUAACUUUCCUCUGUCCUCGUUUUUCUCUUACAACUGAGAUCUAAUUGAAACAUUGUACCCACGCUAUUAACAAUACAUUGUGUGCUGAAGCAUCAGAAAACACGUUUGAAAUUCGCAGAAAUUCCUUGGAUUAUCCUAUUGAAAAGAAAGUACGAAAUUAACAUCGUGAAUAAUGUCGAACCUCCGCAAUGUGUAAAUUACUAAUAAUGUAACCGUCGCUUGAAGCAACACCGUCAAAUGAAACUCUUGUACAUAUAAACGAUUACUCCACGAUUAGAUAUAACCUUGUUACGUUCAAAAGCGAAGGUACAGCAUUAAUCGAAAUAUUUAUUUCCAGAUAUAAUUUCGUGCGUUCUUGAUACGUUUAACAUAAUGAUAAUUGCGCAUAAUAUUCCAUGCGAUCACAUGAGAUAUAUCUGACAUGUAAAUCUGAAUAUAUUGAAAUUUUACAAGUUCUACAAUAAAUUCUUAGACUUAUGUAGUGAAAAAAA
Messenger RNA from Megalopta genalis, 1366 nucleotides. RefSeq lists its product as uncharacterized. The record is from RefSeq and is a predicted model, not a curated record. NCBI's taxonomy places the organism in Eukaryota, Metazoa, Arthropoda, Insecta, Hymenoptera, Halictidae.